Molecule: messenger RNA, 5789 nt
Organism: Pristis pectinata (smalltooth sawfish)
Lineage: Eukaryota; Metazoa; Chordata; Chondrichthyes; Rhinopristiformes; Pristidae
Product: NACHT, LRR and PYD domains-containing protein 14-like
Exons: 15
Coding region: 666-4235 (1189 amino acids)
Cellular component (GO): cytoplasm
Molecular function (GO): protein binding
Source: RefSeq, a predicted model, not a curated record
AGUCUAUUUGUCGUCGACUCGCUUCAUCUGAUGUCAGUAAGAAAAACGGCGAAGAAGGAAGGAAGUGAUCGUACAUCCGGCCCGUCCCACGCUGCAGGCAGUUCGUGGAUCUGAAGUCCCACAGCUCCAGGUUCGGGAUCAGCAACUUCCCUUCAACCAUCCGCUUCGUGAAAUAACCUGCACGACCCUGAGCACCACCUCAGGUCAGCAACACUGCAACCACUUGCACGACAAUGGACUUUGUCAGUUUUUGCCCUAAUUGUGAUCUUUCUUGCGUAAGUUAUGUUUUCCUUCUGAAUGUUGAGCCUCUCAUGCUAUGUGCCUGUGAUGCUGCUGCAAGUAAGUUUAUCCUUGCACCGUACACACUUGUACUUGUGCAUAUGACAAUAAACACCACUUGGACUAAGCUUUUACUUCGAUCCACGGACGAGUCAGAGGCGCAUGCGCACACCGUCCUUCCUCUGUUGCACUGCGAAGUCUCUUCGUCAUUUGUUUUUUGUUGCUGACUUCAGUUGAAGGGAUUCGGCGACCGAUCGUCUGCGGGACAGGAGAGAGCGCGGCUCCGGCUCCCAAUCUGGGAGUCGGGAGAGGGAGGGGCCUCUGCCUUGGGCUCUCAGGACGACGUUCCCCAUGAGCGGCAGAAUCUGUGAACACCGGUCAUCACUAUGGCUGAAGGUGCACACAGGGGAGAAGAUCCAGUGACAACAACAAAAAGGGACGACAAGGGUGGAAUAUUCACUUGGAUGCAGAAUUUUACCGGGUGGUUUUCACCAGCCGGCCAAAGGGAAGACGAUGAGAUUACAGGAACCGCAAGCAGAAAACAAGAUCGUAUUGAGAGCAGUGGCCCUGUGGUGGGUGAUCUGUCUGCAGGGAGAAGAGAACAAAUUCAAUCUGGAGGGAGUGGAGAGAGGAAAGGUGAUCAGGUCGCCGGAACCCCGCCAACAGAGCAGGGUCAUAUUGAGAGCAGUAGCCCUGUGGAGGGUGAUCCGUCUGCGACUCAUUCCUUUGGAGGUUCAGUAAACAACGGACAGUCAAGCUUGGACCUGGUGACGUAUCCAAAGUCCACACUCUCUGAGCUCCUGACACAGUGGGACGAUUACCAACUGUUCCAGCUGGGAAAAUUCUACCAGCAUAGACUGACAGAGGCGAUUGAAGAACGAGUUGAAGGACUCAGCCAACUGUUGAGGAACGAGGAACAUUUCAGUGGACGUGAACAUGAGAACGUCACUGAGCUCGUGGGGAAGGGCAACCGAACAGAUGGUUCCAAGCUCUUCCUCAGUCUGGUGACAGAGAAAGGCUCCCAGACCUGGAGGGUGAUGUGGGAAUCAUUUGGAAUCAUGAGGAAGGAGUUGCCAAAGCUGGACAAAAUACUGAAAGAAAUCCAGGAGUUCGGUCCUGAUCCACAAGAAUAUAUGAACAUCGCCCGAGGUUUAACUGAACUACCCACUAAACUGAAAGAUGUUCAACAGAAACACAAGAGGACACUGCGGGCACAGACUGAAACACUGAGAGUGAACACCAUCCUGAUGAGGGAGAAGGUGAAGGUUUUCCAGCUGGUCGAUCGAUACACUAAGCUCACGGUCAUUUCCACUUUUCGACGUCGGAGACUUAUGGAACACGAGCUGCUGGUAAGAGGCCGGGACCACGAAAAGUGGAGAGAGGAACAUCUCCGGGGAGAGCUGGAAAAAAUCCGGACUGAUCAGUUGUUCGAGAGCAGCUUUUCCGGGAGCAAAUCCAAAUCUGGGAGUUCAGCAGCAGUGGCCGGAGUCCCGGGGAUCGGGAAAACAACAAUGGUGCAAAAGAUUGUUUAUGACUGGGCCACGGGGAAAAUAUACCAACAAUUUCAAUUUAUCUUCAGUUUCAAGUUCCGGGAUUUAAACACGAUUAAUUGCACAAUAAACCUGUGGAACCUGAUGGUAUUUUUUUAUCCUUACCUGAGGGAUGUUCUGAAAAAGCUGUGGGAGAACCCAGAGGGGUUGCUGUUUAUAUUCGAUGGUUUGGAUGAAUUCAAGGACAGAAUCGAUUUUGCUGACAAUUGGAGAGACACAGAACCUCAGCACAUGUGCACAGAUCCUGAAUUCCGGUGUAAGGUGUCUGACAUUGUGUACAGUUUAAUCCAGCACAAGCUGCUCCCGGGGUGUUCAGUGCUGCUGACCACACGUCCCACUGCGUUACACUUAUUGGAAAAGGCGGAGAUCAGUGUCUGGGCUGAAAUCCUGGGAUUUGUUGGUGAGGAACGGAAGGAAUAUUUCAACAGGUUUUUUGAAGAUCAGGCGGUGGCAGCGGCUGUUUUCAAACACGUGGACGAGAAUGAGAUCCUGUACACCAUGAGCUACAACCCCUCCUACUGCUGGAUCCUCGGUCUGGCACUGGGUCCCUUCUUCACACAAAGACACAGAGCCCCGCAGCGGGUUCCCAAGACCAUCACCCAACUAUAUUCCCACUACAUUUACAACAUCCUAAAAAACCACGGCCGUGAGAUUGAAAGCCCCCGUGAUGUGUUACUGAGGGUUGGUCAGAUGGCCUUCACAGGAGUGUCCGAGAGGAAGAUUGUAUUUACAGAUGGAGAUUUGAUCAGGUACAAUCUGCAGCCUUCCCAGUUUCUGUCCGGGUUCCUGAUGGAACUUUUGGAGAGAGAGGAUUGUGCCCGGAGCGUGGUGUACACAUUCCCACACCUCACUAUCCAAGAGUUUGUCGCCGCACUCGCACAAUUCCUGACUCCAGAUCCCGGGGAUAUCCUGAAACUCCUAACUGAAGCCCACAGCGAAGAAGACGGGCGAUUUGAGGUAUUUCUCCGUUUUGUUGCUGGUCUCUCCUCCCCAGCGUCAGCUCGGGGGCUGGAGGAGUUUGUGGGUCCAUUUCCCCAUCAAACAAUCUGCCGAGUGAUUGACUGGGUGAAGCAGGAGGUGAAACGUCAGGGUGGAAACAGAAGGAGCGGAGCUGGUAAAAGGAGCCUCCUGAACACACUGCACUACCUGUUUGAGUCUCAGAACCGUGGACUGGUUCAGGCCGCGCUGGAAUCUGUGGAAACACUUUCAUUCAGUGGAUUGCGAAUGACCCCGAUUGACUGCGCCGUCCUGUCUCAUGUCAUUGGGCUCUGUGAUACAGUAAAACACCUCGACCUGUGGAACUGCCGCAUUGAGAGUGAAGGGCUCCAGCGGUUGGGACCCGGGCUGCACAAAUGCCAGGAGCUGAGAUUUAGGAGCAAUCAUCUAGGAGAUUCCGGGGUGAAGUUGGUGUCUGCAGCUCUGAGGGAUCCGGAGUGUAAAAUGAAGAGACUGGAGCUGAGGGAUGUCGGUCUCACAGAUUCUGGUGCCGAAGAUCUCGUCUCCGCCCUCAGUACAAACCGCUCACUGACGGAGCUGGACCUGGUUAGAAAUGAACUGGAGGAAUCAGGAGUCAAACUGGUGUCUGCAGCUCUGAGGGACCCGGAGUGUCAAAUCCAGAGUCUGGAGCUGGAUGGAGUCAUUCUUUCGGCCAGUUACACUGAGGGUCUUGGCUCCACUCUCAGUACAAACGACUCGCUAGUGGAAUUGGAACUGAGUGGUGGUAAACUGGGAGAUUCAGCAGUGAAACUACUGGCUGCGGCUCUGAAGGUCACUAAGUAUAAAAUACGUAGAUUGAAGCUGUGGUGCAUAGGUCUCUCAGGAUCUUCUGCUGAGGAUCUCGCCUCCGCUCUUAGUAUAAACAGCUCACUGACGGAGCUCGACCUGAGCGAUAAUGAACUGGGACAUUCAGGAGUGAAACUAGUGUCUGCGGCUCUGAGGGAUCCAGUAUGUAAAAUAAAGAAACUAGAGCUAAGGGGUGUCGGUCUCACAGAUUCUGGUGCGGAGGAUCUCGCCUCCGCUCUCAGUACAAACCGCUCACUGACGGAGCUGGACCUGAGUGACAAUAAGCUGGGAGAUUUGAGAGGGAAACUGAUCUGUGCGGCUAUAAGUGACCCGGAGUGCAAAAUACAAAGGCUGAAGCUGUGGCGAGUCGGUCUCACCGAUUCUGGUGUCAAGGAUCUCGUCUCCAUUCUCAGUACAGACCGCUCACUGACGGAGCUGGAGCUGGGUUACAACUCACUCACAGACCGAUCUGUCCCCGCUCUCCGCAGCCUCAUCCUAACCCUUCCAUGUUUGGAGCGGAUUGGGCUGUUGGGCAAUGAGUUCAGUGGGACCGGUGAGAAAGAAUUGAUGUCUCUGCAGGAGCCCAGACCCGGACUAAGAGUGAUCCUUCGGAGAAAUGAGUGAAGAAAAGUCACCACCCGUGGGAUGGGAAUGCUUUUGGCCGAUUUCCGGCCCUCCCACUUAAACAUCAGCGCUCCAAGUUGAAAUCCAAGCAGUUCUCCGCUCGGACUGGGGACGGUGUGACGUCAGGGAUGGUCCUGCUGUAAUGCGAACUAGCCACCACCCCCCCCGCCCCAACCGAAUAGAGCUGCUGCUAUCGGAUAUCCAGGUCGGAUGUCUCCCAGUGGGGACCAGAGGAAUUGCACAGGAGAACCCCAGGAUGUGACGCCAAUAAUCACAGGGGUGGGUUCUCCCGGGACAUUUCUGGACUCGGAAAUCACCAGGGGUGCUGAGCUUCAUAAGGAGAAGCAUAAAGGCAGGGAGAUCAUGUUGAACCCGAACCAUGUUGUACACAGUUCUGCUCUCCCACUUUCAGAAAGGAAGUGAAGGUCCCUGAGAGUAUGUGGGACAGAUCUGCUGGAACAAUUCCAAGGACGAGGGAUUACUGCCAUGGGGUCAGACCAGGAAGUUGCUCAUGCCUGGCUCAAGGAAAACAGGCUGUGGGUGGUUUGUGAGAGAUGGACGUGGUCUUGAUGGGUUCAGGUGCGGUCAAUAGAGCGAGUUGCCUUCAUCAGUGUACGUUUCAAGGAUUGGGGCGCAGAUUUAAUUUAUGGUGCAAGCGAUAAAUAGAGGAUAUCAGGAAACAUACAAAUGUAGGAAUUAGACACAGGAGCCCUUUAACGGAUAUCCAUUCAGUACAAUCAUGGCUAAUCUCAAUGUAACCUCAAUUCCGCGUUCUCUGUCACCUACAGUAACCGAUCACCCUCCUGAUCGUCAGGAAUCUUGACACCCCUGACUCUGCUUCUACCGCCCUUUCAUGAACAAUUUCCUCUCACUGUUCUCUGCGGAUAAACAAUCCAUCUCAUCUCUCUCUUUAAUGGGUGUAAGGAAAGAGUUAAAAUUUACAAAAGUCAUAUUUAAUUCCUUCUUGGGAUGUACAAAUAUGUGCAACACAAAAUGCUGGUGGUGAGACGAAAUGGUGUCAGCUUGGACAGUGAGAAUGUUUGAGAACGUACAUAAGUACGGACACACAGCCCGACACCAGAUAAUGAUGCCGACCAUGUCUUUCUUCAAACAUGCUCUCCUGUCUUUAAGACAUGUGCCUCAGCCACAGGUCACAAGUGAUGACGGGGUACAGACUGGUACCAUAACUGAAUGACAAAUACUGGGGUAGGAACUUUUGCUCGGUUUUGAAGGAUAGAUUAAGGGGCAACUUCUUUGUGGAGAUUGCUAUCUUCCCUGAGGUGUGUCGCGACCAGCGCUCUGAGACAGAGAGAAGGCUGUAGGAAAAGGUUGUCCGACACCUGAGGUUCCCUCCGGAAUUUUCUUUGUCGGUUCAUUGAUUAGUUGAUAAGUAUUUUGCUUCCUUGUGUAUUUUAUUGUAUUCUUCCCUUCUGCAUUUUAUUAUUCAUAUAAUUCUCAUAAAAUAAUUUUCCACAACCUUUAACACGUGAUCAGUGCCUCCUUUUGUUUGUGAACACCUGCUGAAUCAGGAGAGAAAUCAUCGCCGUCACUGCA